Molecule: messenger RNA, 2700 nt
Organism: Ectocarpus siliculosus
Lineage: Eukaryota; Phaeophyceae; Ectocarpales; Ectocarpaceae
Source: the annotation of a GenBank genome assembly
AUGGCCAUCUCUUCACUGUCGAGACGUCAGCGGGUGACCGCGCUCCUUGGGGCCUCUGCCGUGGCGAUACUGUCCUGGGCUUACUUCGUGGAAGUUUGGAAGGGGGUAGUGGUUCGAGGUGGUGGAGACACAGAUGCGAAUGGCUACUACAAAUGGGAACCCACGCAGAAGUCGUACAUCAAGAGCGCGCAAGCACCGGCGGGAGCGUGGCGAGUCCCGAACGUCUACGAUUUGGUAUCUCGCGGGCCUCAGUUCAGGAAGGACGCCGGGCCGCUUUAUUUCUUGAAGGCCAUCGACAAGCAGCAGCAGUCGCGGGUUUGGUUCGUGAUGCGGUCGGGCGAACCGGAGUACCGGAGCCCGAACGCCCUUUCCGUUCUGGACAAUACGCCUCCGACUACCGGCUGGGCCGUGGGGAGUCCGCAGAAAGACGCAGGAGACGGCCUUGGCCCCCCGCCGGAGGUACACGUUUGCGGGAAGAGGGUGGCGCCGGACGCGGACCCUGCGGAGCAGUGGAAGCGCGGCGGCGGCGGUAGGAGGGGGAAGAGCCCGUUCGAGUUGGGCAGGGGGCCUGCCGAGAUCGUGAGCUACCCCGGCACGGUUCUGCUGCUUGUCAUCAACCUCGCCUUCGCGUAUCAUCUCUGGGCGAACCGGGUGUCUCCCGACGCCGUGGCUAUUAGCUACGCGAGGUUCUGGGAGGAGCGUGAGUACUGGCGGCUCUUCACCGCGUCCUUCAGCCACUUCGAGCCGCUGCACCUGGUCUUCAACGCCAUGGGAACGUGGAACACCCGCGAGCUAGAGCGGCUGCUGGGAACUUUCCGGUACCUGUACUUGAGUCUCGACCUGGUGGUGACGACGAUAAUGGUGGUCAUGGUGAUCAAGCAUGCCCUGGUGAAGUGGCGGGGCGUGGAGAGCCAGCGGGAGGGGAAGGCUGUCGGGUUCUCGUGCGUGCUGUUCGCCUACAUGACCUACCUGGCGGUGGCCAUGCGCGAGUUCUGCCCGAUCGGGACCCUCUGCUUCAGCACCUAUAGCAUCCCAAUGUUCUGGGGCAUGCCUUCUCUCCCAGUCAACCUCGGGCCGUUUGCGUCCCAGGCGAUCGCUCAAGUCGUCAUGCCCAGGGCGGCGUUCCUCGGCCACUUGUCAGGUAUUUUCAUGGGCUACUUGAUGGCCUGGGGGUUCCUUGGAGGUCUCUCCAUCCCUAUCCUUGCCGGCAUCUCGGUGAUUUUCAUGCUCCAGCACUCCAAGGCCUGGGCACGCAGGAUGCCGGACUUCUCUCUGUUGCUCCAGAGCUGGGCCGGAGGCGACGCGGGAAGGGUCGCCCGCGCACGGAGGAUGGGGUAUGCCUUCGCGGCCCACGUGUGCCUGACGGUAGCGCUUUCUAUGGUCUUUUCCUGGGGCUCGACGGUGGGCGAGGUAAUGGCCCUCGUCGUCGGCUUCAACGCUCUGCAGGCGCUCAAGUGCUGCUGCUGCCCCGACAGUGUGCCGGCGGAGCACCGUUUCUGUGUCAAUCUUCUCAAGGCCUACGGGGCACUAAGCGCGAUCCUGCUCGUCAGCGACUUGCUCUCGUUUGGUGCCAUUUUGGGCCAGUCUUGCUUCGUGACCUGGUCGGGCGUGUCGGACACCUCGAGGCAUUAUGGGCUAGCCUUGCUGCUGGUGGCUGCGGCUGUGCACGGCCUGGCGGUGGCUGCUUGCAUCGAGGGGGGGGUCAUCUUUCGCGAUGGACAGACGUUCUUGUCGACCAUCGGGCUGAAGCAAGUGGUGACCGCCUACUCCUUCGGCGCCAACAGCGGCGGCAACACCACCGCCGCCGCAAUCACGUCCGGGAGGCUGUACAGGGGGGGCGGCCGGUCUACCGGCACCGCGGCGUCGAAUAGGACGGGUUCGACCAUUUCUCGCGGAAACGGCGGGACGCAGGCGUCGGGUGCAAGGUUGAACCGCAGCCCCCCGGCGGGGCGGGCUGGGGGGGGGGACGUGGGUCUUCCGUUGUUGGGGAGGGAGGGCGAGGGGGGCAACGCGCUGGGGGAGAUCGAGUUGUAGGGUGGGGGGCAGACCCUCCACCACGGGGCCCCUGGGUGUGUUCGUUGCCGUGCGUGUUUUUCGGACUUGCUUGGAGAGGAAGAAGAAGCCUGCAGCUGGCCACAUCGAGUUCUGAUGGUUUCGAAGAAUGCCUACAUUUUUGCAUAGCCAGUUUGAGUUUUUGGUUGGUUUUCGGGUUUUUGUGUCGGCUACGUUCUCUCCGGCGCGAGCCGAAUGCGUCCGGUUCGCAGAGGAUGUAUGGUGCAAGUAUGGCGGAGGUAUCGUGCUUUGGUCUCGCCAUCCUUGGGGGUUCUGCGACGGAAAAACUCACAUCUAUGAUACAGUACUAUUUUUUUUUUGGUAGGUUUUCCGUCAGUGACCACCAAUGUGGUGGGACAGUAGAAGACGAAAGGAUCGUCCGGUGUAGCGACAACGGGUGUUCGUGUGUUUGACUAUUUAGCACGAAGUAUUUUUUGUCGGUGGUACUUGUUUGUUUUGUGAUCAAUUGGAUCUAUCUGUAUAGUGAGCUCCGGCUGGGUGUUCGUGUGUUUGACUAUUUAGUACGAAGUAUUUUUUGUCGGUGGUACUUGUUUGUUUUGUGAUCAAUUGGAUCUAUCUGUAUAGUGAGCUCCGGCCGGAUUUUUUUUUGGGUGAGGACAAGAACGCCGACAAAGACUAAUUCUUUUC